This is a messenger RNA of Cuscuta europaea, 1846 nucleotides long. The record is from the annotation of a GenBank genome assembly. Lineage: Eukaryota; Viridiplantae; Streptophyta; Magnoliopsida; Solanales; Convolvulaceae.
CACGUAUCAACUUUCCACCACACUGGGACCGAACAAAAUAAUAAUGCAGAACAUUCAUCUACUUCCCAAGCUACGGGCGUGGCUGAUCAUGCUGAGACACGUGGCAGUCAAAAACAUGAAGACAAAGGCUCGGCUUCAGGGGAUCAAAUGCCAGAAUUGCAUGCACGACGUAGUACACGCUCGCGGAAGGCACCGGUUUGGCAGAAAGAUUAUGAGGUGCAACUCAAUACUAUGAAAGUACACACUCCGCCCGUUUUUCACACCAAACCAACGGUUGAAUCAGCAAUUUCAUCACACAAGGAACCACACACUUUUCACGAGGCAGCACGUGACCCACUCUGGCGGGCAGCCAUACAACGAGAACUUGCGGCUUUGGAACGUACAGGCACAUGGAAAAUGCAAGAUUUACCGCCCGAUAAGAAACCUAUUUAUUGUAAAUGGGUCUAUAAAAUUAAGUACAGAAGCGAUGGUACCGUUGAUCGACACAAGGCCCGUCUAGUGGUGUGUGGUAAUAGACAAGUGCAGGGAAUAGACUACGACGAGACCUUUGCACCUGUGGGCAAAAUGGUUACCGUGCGCACUAUGCUAUCCAUUGCUGCUUCUCGAGAUUGGGAGAUACAUCAAAUGGAUGUGGAUAACGCUUUUCUUCAUGGCGACCUUAAAGAAGAGGUAUACAUGCAUCCGCCUCCUGGUUAUUCUCCUUCUUAACCUGGACAGGUGUGCAGAUUACUUCAUUCUCUCUAUGGUUUGCGUCAAGCACCCCGUUGUUUUUUUUCCAAGUUAACCAGUGCUCUUCUCACUUAUGGAUUUCGCCAGUCCCAUGCUGAUUAUUCUUUAUUCACUCUUCAUCGAGGGGGACAUAUCUUGUGCAUAUUGGUGUAUGUUGAUGAUUUACUUAUCAUAGGUUCUAAUCCUGUGAUGAUUUCCAUUUUUAAAACAUACUUAGCUAAAAUAUUUCUUGUCAAAGAUUUGGGGCACAUGAAAUAUUUUCUUGGGCUGGAAAUAGCAAGAGGCAAGAAAGGAAUUUUUUUAUGUCAACACAAGUAUGUUUUGGAUAUUCUUGAUGAAACAGGGUUAACCGGAGCCAAGCCUGCAAUGUUUCCUAUGCCCCAAAACCACAUACUUCAGGCUGAUGAGGGUCCAUUUUUUUCAGAACCUGAUCGCUAUCGACGCUUAGUGGGCAAGCUUAUUUAUCUCACACUCACACGCCCCGAUAUUAAUUAUUCUGUGCAUAUUCUUUCUCAAUUUAUGCAAGCACCUCGACUUGCGCAUUGGGAUGCUGUUAUACGGGUUCUUCGCUACCUCAAAUAUCAUCCUGGUCAAGGGGUUCUUCUUAGACGUCACUCAUCUCUUACUCUUGUUGGCUAUUGUGACUCUGAUUGGGCUAGUUGUCCCACUAAGCGUCGUUCAAUUACAGGUUAUUUUGUCACACUUGGGGGCUCUCCUAUUUCUUGGAGGACGAAGAAGCAGGCUACGGUAUCACGUUCGUCUGCUGAAGCUGAGUACCGGUCCAUGGCAACACUUACUUGUGAACUACUCUGGCUCAAAAGUCUUCUUUCUUCGUUACGUAUUACUCUUCCCCCAAUUCGGCUCCUGUGUGACAAUAAAGCUGCUAUUCACAUCGCAUCAAAUCCAAUGUUUCAUGAACGCAUUAAACACAUUGAGCUGGAUUGCCACUUUAUCCGUGACCAUGUGCGUUCUGGUGUGAUCAUUCCUUCACACAUUUCUACUACGGAGCAAUUAGCGGAUUUAUUUACUAAAGCCCUUGGUGCUUCUCAGUUCCAUUAUUUGCUUGCCAAGAUGGGCAUUCAAGACCCCCAUGCUCCAUCUUGAGGGGGUAUUGGAG